AUGAAAAUUGGCAUAGUUGUUGACUCAUUAAAGCAAGCAGUUGUUUUCACCACCGCGGUUACCGUAGUCAUUAUAUGUAGAAAAGGAGUAGCAUGUGAAACUAAGAACAAGAUGAUAAAUGGAGUGAAAAGAAAAGAGGAAAUAAUACCUGCUAUUUCCAUUCUUUUUUUUUCCUUUUUCAAUCUUUUUUUUUCUUGUAGUUUCACCCUUCCUUAUUUUUUUCUUCAGUGCGCUCAGGCAAACAUAUACACAGGCAUGCGCACGUGCAUGAAAACAAGAGUCAUUAUCACUACCAUCACCAUCACCAACAUCACGUAUAUUUUUAGAUAUAUUUACUUAUAUAUUUAUAUACCGCAAAAAUGCAGAAACCAACAGACGGGACGGAAGCAAACAAAACACACACACACACACACAUACACACAUACACACAAUAAUAAGAAAAGACAAGCAAAAGAAAGGAACAAACAAAAUGAAAGGGAAGAGCAUGAGAAGGCAAACCCCUUCAAAUAA
Trypanosoma brucei brucei TREU927 is the source of this 510-nucleotide messenger RNA. RefSeq lists its product as hypothetical. The coding region runs from base 1 to 510 and encodes 169 amino acids. Lineage: Eukaryota; Euglenozoa; Kinetoplastea; Trypanosomatida; Trypanosomatidae. The transcript has a single exon. The record is from RefSeq and is a predicted model, not a curated record.